Messenger RNA from Desarmillaria tabescens, 633 nucleotides. RefSeq lists its product as uncharacterized. Lineage: Eukaryota; Fungi; Basidiomycota; Agaricomycetes; Agaricales; Physalacriaceae. The transcript is spliced from 3 exons. The coding region runs from base 1 to 627 and encodes 208 amino acids. The record is from RefSeq and is a predicted model, not a curated record.
AUGCGUUUCUCUCUUGCUACUCUCAUCCCUCUCGCCGCUCUCGCGGUCCCUGCCCUCUCGACCUCCGUUCAAGCUAGGGACGGAUCGGACCGCGAUGUCGAUCACAAGGGCAAGGACAACCACCGUAACGACGGCGGCAGCAAGGACUACAACUACGGCAACAAGGACCACGGGCGCAAGGACUGCACCUGGGAGCCUGUGUUUGAACACAAGAAGGACUUCAGAGGGUGGAACAAGGGCAAGUACACUCCCUACGACCACAAGGAUGUCAAGAAGGACACCUAUGAGAUCGAGUGCAAGGACUUUUGCGAGAAGGACGACAAAUGUAACUCUUGCCAAGUUUACUCGAAGGAAGAAUCGGAGGAAAAAUUCAUCUGCGAGCUGUUUGAGGAGAUUAUCGAUAUCCUGACCUGGGAGGAUGACUGUGAUGAUGACAAGGACCGCAAGGAUGGAAAGGACCGCAAAGAUGAAAAGGACCGCAAGGACAGAAAGAUGGAUGACAAGAAGGAUGACAAGGAUGGAAAGAAGGAUCGCAAGGACAACACAAACCGCAAGGAUGACAAAGACUGCAAGGAUCGCCACAAGUACUACGAUACUUCUUGCUGGAACGCCCACUACAACUACUAAGUCUGA